CGGGAGGGCGAGUGCUUUAGAAGAAGCCAAUGGGAUGGCCCUUUGGGGAGGGGAAGCCUCCGAACCUUUUCGACUGAAUUUGUCCCUCGAGUGUUCCUAUAGUGUACCCGGAAGUGGCGGCAGGUUCUUUCGAUUGCGGUCGAGCCGUUAGGUGAGCCGCGACCCUGAAGGAGAGGCAGAGAGAAGGCCCGCCCCGGAGGCCUACGAAGAGGGGCAAGGGGCCCGCGGCGGAGUUGCCCCGGCGAGGCCGAGGAAAGAGCUGUGAGCCAGCAGAAGGAGGAGGCGGCCCGCCAGGCCUCGGCGCGGCUGUGGUGACCGAGGAGAGGCGGCCGCUGCUGCCACUGGCCCCAUGGAUUCCUGGGUGCGGUUCAGCGCCCAGAGCCAAGCCAAGGAGCGGGUCUUCAGGGCUGCCCAGUAUGCCUGUACUCUGCUUGGCUACGCGAUGCAGAAGAAUGGGGCCAGUCCUGGUUUCCUUGCUAGGAUCAAGCAGCUGGAAGCUCACAUGAGCUUGGGACGCAAGUUGUUCCGGCUAGGGAACUCUGCAGAUGCCCUGGAGGCGGCCAAACGGGCCAUCCACCUGUCAGACAUGGUCCUUCGUUUCUGCGUCACUGUGAGCCACCUGAACAGAGCCAUGUACUUUGCCUGUGACAAUGUCCUGUGGGCAGGGAAAUCGGGCCUUGUCCCCCACAUGGACCAGGAGAAAUGGAGUCAGCGGUCCUUCAGGUAUUACCUCUUUGCACUGAUCAUGAACCUGAGCAGGGAUGCCUAUGAGAUCCGGCUACUGAUGGAGCGUGAGGUGAACGGGAAGUGCCAGCGAAGUGGCAGCGGAGACAGCCCCGGCACGUCCGCGGGGGAAGAUGGGCGGCUCCAGCAGCUGGCGCUGCGGCUGCGGCUGCGGCUCCAUCUCCUGGCCCACGUGCUGAGGGACAACCCCCCUCUGCUCCUCGACCUGAUGAAGAACGCCUGUGACAUUUUUAUCCCCUUGGACAAGCUGGGCCUCUACAAGACCAGCCCGGGUUUUGUGGGGCUUUGCGGCCUGACGUCCUCCGUCCUCUCCAUUCUCGCCAUCGUCUACCCAUGGCUGAAGCUGAAGCCUUGAAAGGAGCCGGCAGGGCUAGCUGGCCUUUGCAGAGCUCCCUCUUUCUGCGAGCUCCAGGGGCCAGCGUAGGGCACCUGUGAGUUUGAUGGCAUUAGCCGGCCAGUGGCUGUUAGGGUGACAUUGCCUCCUUGGAAUGUGCGGUCUUGGGCCUGUUGGGAUUUUUGGGGACAUCUGGUUGCACUCUUUUAAGUAGAGGCCAGCAGCUUGACAGGACUUCACUGCCAAACUUCCUGACACCUCUGGGCCACCAUACUACAGCCCUCCUAUGCAGAUAGUCCUCAAGAUGCAUCCCUUUCCACACCAUAUUGCCUCUUCUCACAAACUUUCCCCCUCUUCUGCUCUUUUUGACUCCUCUUGGGCUGCUGUGCAACAGUUUAGCCUCUUGUGAACUGGAGGAAUGCAUCCUUUGUUGGAGCCAGGUGAGGCCGCCGGAGCCGCAUCCCAUCACACCAACUUCUUCCAGUCUGACCAGGAGAGCAGGGGAGGAGAAACGAAGGCCCACACUUUGUCCGUAAACCUUGUGGGCUAGAGAUAGACUGCCAGCUCUUUGCCAAGGAAGCAAAGCGGGGGCAAGACCCGGUGGCAUUCAGCUUCCUCUCUGGUGGGAGGCAAAGGCGGAAUGGCCUUGGAGCUGGGGCCCAUGGCUAGUAAGUGGGGCUCUGCUGUUCCUUUAGGGCUGUGGCUCUCUUUUUGAGGCCUUCCCUCUCCUCGCAUUAACAGGCAGAGCUUCUAUGUAAGCCUUCCCCGGUGCCCUCCAGAUGUGUUUGCCCAUGACUCGUCAGUCAGCAAGGCCUUUUUGGACUCCUCUCACCCAUGCCCGUACUUGCUGAGGCUGAUGUACGAGUCCAAAACAUCUGGAGGGCACCAGGAUGGGGAAGGCUGUUCUGUCCAAUGCCUUGAUCUUUGGCGCUGUUAACUCCUUUUUCACAUUUGAUUUGUAAGAAUCCCCUCAACCCCCAAACAACCAACCCUUCCCUUUGAAAUCUAGUGAUCUUCACAGCCUUCUGAUGCUACAUCUAGCCUGUCCCAUAGACUUUUCUUUGGGGUUUCUUUUUACGGUUGAUGGUUCUUGUUUAUGUGUUUUCGUUCUGAGCAGGGGGGCGAUUUUCUUUCAUGCAGCUGUCAGAAAAUGGCACUCUGUGCUCAGAUGCUUUUUUAAAAGUCAGGCUUCUGGACAUCAUUGUUUUCCAGCCAGGCCUAGCAAAGUUCAGGGUUUGAGAAGGCUCUCGGAAGAGAGGAUUUUGCCAAUGGCAGCUUUUCCCAUUGCAGUGUCAUAAAGGUGGGGGAACCCUUACCUGGCAGGCUUCUCCGUUCCUGCAGCUCGUGAAGCUUAGGAGCCUGCUCAGAGUGUGUAUCUAGCAACGCUGCUCCUCGUACCCUAUUCUGCCACCUGUUUUCCUUUCACAGAAGAUGUGUGCUUUUAGCCGUUGCCUGGCAGACAUUCCACUCUGCCUACUUUCAUCCUUCGCUGUAUCUCUCAUUGCUGGGAGAAGUUGCACAGGUUGAAUUUCUGCCUUUCACCCGUCUGCUAUAGCCACAAAGCCUUGUGAUUGGAUGGUACUAUGUUGGGUGAAACCAGAGCUACAAAUGUCUGGGUGAUACCACUUCGUACUGCAGUGGGGGAGAACUGAAUGUUCUCAUAUACGAGAGAAAUUUCCCACCUCUAGGAAAAAACUGCGCAAGAUUCUCCCUGACAUGAGUUCUGUGUGCAGCAAACUGUUUGUGGGAAAAUCCCUCAGGAAUGUGCCAUGUGCACACACCCCUUUGAAGUCUGAAAAUGCAUGCCAGGCAGACGUUUGCCAACUUGGCAUGAGGCCUUUGUGGAGGGGCAGAGGAGUCUCCGGGGUCCCUGUUUACCUGCUGUGCCCCCUCCAUGCCAAGGCAUCAACUCCCUGAAAGCGUCUGCUUUUAGCUCCUGGCUGCUGCCCGUCCUUCCCUUGCCAGGCCAGGCCUCUUGUGCCUCCCAGACAGCUUCUUAAACCCUACCAGCUCCGCUUGUAGCCUCUGCCUUGAUUUUGCAACAGCAUGCCUAAUCCGGAACAGGCAGCAGACGGGUAGGCAAGGUGGUGCCCUCCAGCUGUUGUUGGACUUGCGCCUCCGUUGUCCUAGAGCAUUGGCCACGCUGGCUGGGGCUGAGGGGAGUUUGAGUCCAGCAAUAUCUGGAGGGCACCAUGUUGGCAGCCCCAGGGUUAAAACAUUGCUACUUCUCCAGGUCCUGAACAGCAUCUCUACCCCUUCCUCUCACUAAUGUAUCAAAGAAAACAGGGUUGAUCAUUUGAUCCAGUAAAUUAAGGUUGACAUAA
Molecule: messenger RNA, 3402 nt
Organism: Rhineura floridana
Lineage: Eukaryota; Metazoa; Chordata; Lepidosauria; Squamata; Rhineuridae
Gene: PEX11B
Product: peroxisomal biogenesis factor 11 beta
Exons: 4
Coding region: 350-1099 (249 amino acids)
Biological process (GO): peroxisome fission; regulation of peroxisome size
Cellular component (GO): peroxisomal membrane
Source: RefSeq, a predicted model, not a curated record